Messenger RNA from Drosophila ananassae, 4123 nucleotides. RefSeq lists its product as uncharacterized. The transcript has a single exon. The coding region runs from base 43 to 4056 and encodes 1337 amino acids. Gene Ontology annotation, biological process: apoptotic DNA fragmentation. Gene Ontology annotation, molecular function: nucleic acid binding; RNA endonuclease activity; metal ion binding. The record is from RefSeq and is a predicted model, not a curated record. Gene Ontology annotation, cellular component: nucleus; mitochondrial inner membrane. NCBI's taxonomy places the organism in Eukaryota, Metazoa, Arthropoda, Insecta, Diptera, Drosophilidae.
CAAGGGUGCCACAUUCGGCAAUACGUGCUUAGAAUCGUCGCGAUGUGGAGCUACCGGAGCUCGAUUUGUAUCCUGGCGCUGCUGAUCGCCGGGGAAGUGUCGGCUCGCUUGCCAAGGAUCCUGCCACAAGCCCUGGUCGAGGGCGAGGAGGGUGUUGUUGUGCGCGGAGACUGUGAAUUCAAAGUGAACGGUGAUCUCAAUGACCCGGUGCCGCUUUUUUCGCGACACGAUGCCUAUGAAAUCAUAGUGCCCGAUCCAACGGAUACCGUGCGUUUGGUGAAUGGCGAACUACUGGAUAUGUUCUGUCCGGUAGUGGGAUUCGCAGCUCCCUUUGCUAACCGCUCACAAGUGACGGCCCAGUGCCUUCAGAACAAGUACUUCCUGGUGGACGGUCUUAUCUAUCCGUUUGCGAACUUCACCUGCGCCAAUUGGCCAACAUUCAACGCCCUGCGGACGGGCAGGGACUGCAAUGGCGGCACCGAUCUCGUCCAGGUGGGAUUCGAGGUGGAGGACGGAGGCUUCCUACAGAGCUACGAACUUUGCCACGACGCCGAUGCGGAAGCCACUCGAUACGUGCACCACGUGCUGUACCCAUCUAGCUACGACUAUCAGCAUGGAGUGUUCAGGCCCAACUUCAUCGAACUGGACUUUUAUGGGGGCAGGGAUGUGAACACCAAGUACACCCAAGUUCAGCAGAAUAUCACCAUUAGCGAGAUACUUGGCAUGGAUGCCUCGCCCUACUUCAACUUCACCGAAGACCGCAUCCUGGCCCGAGGCCACAUGAUUGCCAAAACGGAUCAGAUCUUUGCGGCCCCCCAAAGAUCCACCUUCCUCUUCAUAAACGUGGCUCCCCAGUGGCAGACCUUCAAUGGCGGAAACUGGGAGAGCGUGGAAACCAGUGUGCGAAAAUUCGUAGCCGAUCGGAAUAUAACCACCGAUUGUUAUACGGGAACCUGGGGAGUGUCUACAUUACCGGAUGUGAAUGGCACCGAAAGAGAGCUGUAUCUGGAUUUUGAUGAGAACAAUAAUGGCUUGAUUCCAGUGCCCAAAAUAUACUUCCGUGUGGUGAUCGACAGGGCCAGCCUGGAAGGCAUUGUGAUUAUUGGGGUGAACAACCCUUACGCCACUCUCGAGGAAAUCAAGAAGGACUAUGUCCUAUGCGAAGAUAUUGGCCAUCAACUGAGCUGGUUGACCUGGGACAAGGAAAAUCUAGGUCUAGGCUACAGCUAUGCCUGUACGGUCGAGGAUUUCACUGAAGUUGUUAAGGACUUGCCUCUGGAAGAUCUGAAAACGAACGGUGUUCUUGGACUGGAUGAGCCUUCGAGUACAACAACUUCAGAAGAACCUAGUUCAACCACUACUUCUAGCUCUACAACCACAGAAACCUCUACUUCUACCACAGAAGAAUCUACAACAGAAUUAAGUUCAACUUCUGAACCAAGUACAGAAACAUCGUCAACGACUGUCACAACCACCGAAGAACCAUCUUCCACAUCGACGACUGUUACAUCCACCGAAGAACCGUCUUCCACUUCCACGACUGUCACAUCGACAGAAGAACCGUCUUCUACUUCCACGACUGUCACAUCCACCGAAGAACCUUCUUCCACUUCCACGACUGCCCCAUCCACAACUACAACAACUACUGAAACUACUCCAACCCCCUCAUCUUCCACAUCAGAGCCAUCGCCCACUACUGUGAGUCCCCCUGUGACCACAUCGCAGCCCAUAAAUAAUCCCUGCAGGUUCAGCAUAAAUGGAGGUCUCAAAGAUCCUGCCCCACUGUUGACACCUCAAGGAGCCCUUAGCUGGCUGCUGCCCGAUGAAAGUGGCGUCUACACCGUGGAAGAGGGGUCUUCCAUCGAUUUGCACUGCACUGGAGCUCUGGUCAGUCCUUUCAACAGAUUCACGGCAUUGACUGCUCGCUGUGUCGGCGAUCAACUCUACGAGGCUGAAGGUCAGACGGUCAGUAUUCGAGGAUUUGUCUGCCAGAGCUGGCCCACCUACGAGGCUAGGAGGACCGGAGAGUCCUGCGAAGGUGGCACUGCUCUAGUUCAAAUAGGAUUCGAUGUAUCUGCUGGUCUCCUGACCCAAAUCGAGAUCUGCUACGAUCAGGAUGAGCAGAUUUCUCGAUAUGCUCGCUACGAACUAACCCCGGUCAAUGUGGCCUACCAGAGGGGCGUGGCUCAGCCAGGAUACCUCAGAGGUGACUUCUACACCGGCAAGGAUGUCAAUGUUCUCUACAGUCAGUCCAAUCAGCUGGAGGCAUUUAGUGCUGCCCUGGGCUUGGAUGCCAGUCAGUACUUUGACACCGUUCAGGAUCUCUACUUGACGAGAGGUCAGCUGGCCGGUCGCAAUGAUUUCAUUCACAGCUCCGCCCAGAGGGCCACCCACUUCUAUGUGAACGCAGUUCCCCAGUGGAGGAGCGCCAACAUUGGCAACUGGCUGGCCGUGGAGACCAGUCUGCGUCAGUUCGUGGCGGAUGAGUCGCUGAAUGUGAGCGUCUACUCCGGCAGCUGGGACGUUGCCACUUUGCCGAAUUCCCAGGGCGUGCAGACGCCCCUCUACUUGAAUGUGGAAUCCCAACAACUGCCCGUUCCCAGAAUCCUCUACAAGGUGGUUGUCGAUCAGGAGAGUCGCAAAGGAGUGGUCCUGGUUGUGGCCAACAAUCCGCACGUCAGCCUGGCCGAGAUCUUGGAGGAUUACGUGAUCUGUGAGGAUAUCGGGGCACAGAUUACGUGGGUGGAUUGGGAUAAGACGGACAUACUGCAAGGAUAUUCCUAUGCUUGUGCCGUGGAUGAUUUCAUUAAAGUGGUUAAGGACUUGCCUCUGGAUCAGCUGGAGACGAGUGGAGUGUUGGGAGUGGACGCAACAGCCGUGGAAAAUGAAGUGUGCAGCUUUCGAGUAAAUGGAGACCUCAAGGAUCCAGCUCCCUUGUUUGUGGUUCGAAGUGAACUGGGUCAUGCGCGCUACUUGGAGCCUGAUCACGAAGGACUCGUUCAACUAAGCCACGGAGAGGCCUUGGAGCUUCAUUGCAUCAAAUCCUUUACGGGACAAUUCAGUGGCUACACUUUUGUGAAUGCCACCUGCUGGCAACAGCAGAGUUUCCUUGCCCUAGGCAGUCUCUACCAGCUGCAGGACUUUGUCUGCUCCUCCUGGCCAACUUACACGGCCCGGCGGUCUAAUCGACCCUGCAACGGGGGCACUGACCUCCUAGAGGUGGGCUUCCAGCUGUCCACCGAUGCCUCCUCCUUCGAUGACUUCCUGCAGACCUACGACGUGUGUCACGAUGAGCUCAGUGAGGUGACCCGCUAUGUCCAUCAUGUCCUUUACCCAGGAAGUGCCCAAUACCAGCGAUCAGUCUCAAGGCCGACCUUCAUACCCGGAGACUUUUAUGGCGGCAAGGAUGUGAAUAAGUUGUACACGCAGGUCCAGCAGAAUAUCACAGUCACCGAGAUCCUGGGCAUGGAUGCCUCACCCUACUUCAACAUCAGUUCCAAUGUCUACCUGGCUCGCGGACACAUGUCCGCCAAAACAGACUUCGUAUUCGGGGCCGCCCAGCAGGCCACCUUCUUCUUCGUGAACGUGGCCCCUCAAUGGCAGACCUUCAAUGGCGGAAACUGGGAGAGGAUCGAAGAUAGUGUAAGAAACUUUGUGGCAGAUGAGAACCUCACGGUGGACUGCUACACGGGCACCUGGGGUGUGUCCACUCUGGCGGAUGGGAAUGGUAUCCAGAAGGAGCUCUACCUUGACUUCGAUGAGAACAAUAAUGGCCUAAUACCAGUGCCCAAGUUGUACUUCCGGGUGGUAGUGGAUCGGGCUUCCCAGAAGGGCAUCGUCCUCAUUGGUGUUAACAAUCCCCACGCGGACUUGGAGCAGAUCAAACAGGAGUACAUCCUUUGCCCGGAUAUAGGAGAGCAGAUUUCUUGGAUCAGUUGGACCAAGGACGACCUUAAGAAGGGCUACUCGUAUGCCUGUACCGUGGAGGACUUUACUGCGGUGGUAAAGGACUUGCCGUUGGAAGACCUUAAGGUGACGGGUGUCCUUGGAGUCUAGUCUUAAAACAACGAAUUUCUUAAUUUAAAACCAAUAAAAACAUUACACAAUUGCUGUGUGGCUUAAA